UGACUGGGAAGCCCCUAGCGCGGAGCUGCCAACGCCCGGUGUCGAGACUCAAUAGAGAAUACGAUCUUGAAUGAGUAGUGAAGCCUGUCUCACACAGCUAUGCAGACCAUCAAGUGUGUCGUGGUUGGCGACGGAGCCGUGGGAAAAACCUGCCUGCUCAUCUCAUACACCACAAACAAGUUCCCCUCCGAAUACGUCCCAACGGUGUUCGAUAACUAUGCUGUAACUGUAAUGAUCGGGGGGGAGCCCUACACCCUGGGCUUGUUCGAUACAGCAGGUCAGGAAGACUAUGACCGGUUACGUCCUCUGAGUUACCCCCAGACAGACGUCUUCCUCGUCUGUUUCUCCGUCGUGUCCCCGUCCUCCUUCGAAAAUGUCAAAGAAAAGGUGAGUCUCAUCGGGACCCAGAUCGACCUGCGGGACGACCCUUCCACCAUAGAGAAGCUGGCCAAGAACAAGCAGAAGCCCAUCACCCCGGAGACGGCCGAGAAGCUGGCCAGGGACCUGAAGGCUGUGAAGUACGUGGAGUGCUCCGCCCUCACACAGGUGAGACCCCGCCGGCUGAAUUCCUGA
This is a messenger RNA of Menidia menidia (Atlantic silverside), 573 nucleotides long. NCBI's taxonomy places the organism in Eukaryota, Metazoa, Chordata, Actinopteri, Atheriniformes, Atherinopsidae. The record is from the annotation of a GenBank genome assembly.